AUGGCAGCAGAAGGGACCAGAGUGGAGAUGUGGGGCACCUCAGUGGCCACCGCCGUUGCCUUGUUCAGCCUGCUGGUGGGGACGACCUCCGGCUACCCCACACCGCCCGAGGCGGCCGCGCCCCUCUUCUCCGACUUGACCCCUGAGGAGCUGAAGGCUGUCCGGCACUUCCUGAUGAGUCGCCCGGAGCUGGGGCUCCAGCCCAACCAGGGGGGGACUCUGGACAAGAACUGCCUCUUCCUGGUGGAGCUCCUGGCCCCCAGGAAAAGCCAGGCCUUGAACUACCUGGAUUCCGGGGGGCCCCGCCCAAGACGCCGGGCCAAAGCGGUGGUGUUCUUUGGGGCCGAGGCCAACCCCAACGUCACCGAGUACAUUGUGGGUCCUCUGCCCACGCCCACCUUUUACCGGCCUUCUGGCUCACCCGUGGCCUACACCUCGAGGCCCAUGAACCAUCUCGAGUACCAGCUGCUGUACAGCACCAUGCAGACGGCGCUGGCCCCGCUAGGGGCGUUUCUGGAGGACGUCUCUGGCUUCAGACUCGAGCCCUGCGGCGACCGGUGCUUCACCUUCACAGACGUGGCCCCCCGCGGUCUGGAGCCAGGCGAGCGUCGAACGUGGAUUCUACUGCAGAGGUUUGUGGAGGGCUCCUUCUUGCACCCGGUCGGUCUGGAGCUGCUGAUUGAUCACAGGCCUCUUGAUCCAGUUGCCUGGAAGGUGCAGAAGCUCUGGUACAAUGGGCAGUACUUUGACAGCCCCGAGGAGCUGGCUGAGAGAUACACCCAGGGCCAGGUGGAAAUUGUGCGCCUGCCCGAGCACCCACAGCACAGCCUUUUCUCCACAUUUGUCCCUCGUGGAAACUUCACCACAGGCCCCCCCACAGACACGCAUGGCGCCAAAAUAUGCGAAACAAGCGGCCACCAGUACUACGUGCGCGGCAACUGGCUCGAGUACAGCGGCUGGAGCCUGGCCUUCCGGCUGCGCUCCUCCACUGGCCUGCAGCUCUUCGACGUGCGCUUCAACGGCGAGCGCGUGGUUUACGAGCUGAGUGUGCAGGAGGCCGUUGCGUUCUACGGUGGGAGCUCACCCGCCACCAUGCAGACGAAAUACAUAGACGUCGGGUACGUGAUGGGCUCCCUCUCUCACGAACUGGCUCCCGGGAUCGACUGCCCGGAGGUGGCCACCUUCCUGGAUGCCCACCACAUGCACGACACCGACGGGCCCGUCCGCUACCCGCGUGCCAUCUGCAUCUUCGAGCUGCCCACUGGGGUGCCCCUGAGGCGCCAUUUUGACAGCAACUUCCAGGGUGGUUCCCACUUCUACGCAGGCCUGGAGGGCCACGCGCUCGUGCUGCGCACCACCUCCACCGUGUACAACUACGACUACAUCUGGGACAUCAUGCUCUUCCCCAACGGAGUGCUGGAGACCAAAGUCCACGCCACCGGCUACGUCCACGCCUCCUUCUACACGCCUGCGGGGCUCCAGUAUGGCAACCGUAUCCACAGCCACGUGCUGGGCAACAUGCACACCCAUCUGAUACAUUACAAGGUCGACCUGGACGUUGCAGGGGCGUCCAACACCUUCGAGACGCUGGAGGCGGCCUUCGAGGAGGAGGCGGUGCCCUGGCAGGCGGGGGCGCGCAUGGUGGUGCCGCGGCUGGAGCGGCGGCGGCGCGCGCGGGAGCGCCAGGCCGCCUUCCCCUUCGGAGAGCCGCUGCCGCGCUACCUGCUCGUCUCCAACCGGCGGCGCCGCGGGCCCGGCGGACACCCGCGCAGCUACCGCCUCCAGCUCACCUCCCACGCCGACCACCUCCUGCCCCAGGCCGCGUCUCCCUCCCCCCCAUCCCCCCCGGCCAGGUACCACCUGGCGGUGACGCGGCACCACCCGAAGGAGGACACCAGCAGCAGCAUGUACAUCCAGAACAACCCCUGGGAGCCCAGCGUGGACUUCGAGCGCUUCCUCGAGGACAACGAGAGCCUCGACGACCAGGACCUGGUGGCCUGGGUGACGACGGGCUUCCUCCACAUCCCCCACUCCGAGGACAUCCCCAACACCUCCACUCCCGGCAACGCGGUGGGCUUCUUCCUGCGCCCCUUCAACUUCUUCGAGGAGGACCCCUCCAUCGCCUCCCACCGCACCGUCAUCGUCCGCCCCGCCAAGGGCACCCUCGGCCCCGGGGUGGCCGUCCAGCGCUGGACGCCCGGCAGCCCCGGCAGCUGCGUGUCCGACGUGCCCUUCAGCUACGACGGCACCUACUCCCAGGUGUAGCGCGCUCUCGGAUGGACGAAGCCCCUGCCCCCAACACGCGCGCACACACGCCUGCCUGCUUCCCUGCAGCCCCUCUGUGGGGCAGGCUCAGUCUGGGGGGGGGCCCUGCAUAGCACAGCCACAGCAUCUGACCACUGUUGGUGCACCGUGGAGGUCCCCCAGAGGCCCACCGACCUCCGCCUUGGGUAGAGGGCGGGCGGGGCAGCUGGCAAGGCAGCCCUGCCCAUAACCCCGGGAACAGCAGCACUUGAGGCUGCGGUUGUGGACUUUGACGCCAUAAAAUCUGUCUCACAACACCCGCAUUAGGGAUGUUCAAGGCCACAGAGCAGCCAUAGACU
This is a messenger RNA of Gekko japonicus, 2603 nucleotides long. It is a transcript of the gene AOC1, whose product is annotated as amine oxidase, copper containing 1. Gene Ontology annotation, biological process: response to antibiotic; amine metabolic process. Gene Ontology annotation, molecular function: copper ion binding; quinone binding; primary methylamine oxidase activity. The record is from RefSeq and is a predicted model, not a curated record. Lineage: Eukaryota; Metazoa; Chordata; Lepidosauria; Squamata; Gekkonidae. The coding region runs from base 1 to 2265 and encodes 754 amino acids. The transcript is spliced from 5 exons. Gene Ontology annotation, cellular component: plasma membrane.